This is a messenger RNA of Cryptomeria japonica (Japanese cedar), 1053 nucleotides long. RefSeq names its product cysteine-rich receptor-like protein kinase 2. Gene Ontology annotation, cellular component: plasmodesma. The transcript has 3 exons. Lineage: Eukaryota; Viridiplantae; Streptophyta; Pinopsida; Cupressales; Cupressaceae. The record is from RefSeq and is a predicted model, not a curated record. Bases 10 to 1038 code for a protein of 342 amino acids.
UUCAGAGACAUGGCUGGAAUAGGGUGGCUGAUUAUUUUCUUUGGCAUGUUAAUAAUGGCCCCCAUCAGAGCAGAUCCAGAGACCAGACUUUUAGCCUACGGAUGCAGCUCUGUCCCCAAUGGCAACGCCACACUCUUUGCGGAAAAUUUAAAGGUGGCUCUCGAUUAUGUGGUGGAAAAUGUUGUUCCAUCCGGUUUUGCUUCAAAAAAUGUGGUGGGAGCAUCAGAUCUGGUGGAUUCAGUAUAUGCACUGGCGCAGUGUAGAAAGGAUAAGUCAGCUGCUGAUUGCAGUAACUGCAUCAAGGUAGCAAGAAAACAAGCUGCCAACUGUACCAAGGUUACCGGCGGCAGGGCAAGCUACGACGGAUGUUUUCUGCGUUUCGAGAACAAUAAUUUUUACAAUACGUUCACCGAUGAAGGAAAUAAACAAGUGUGCGGUGGUACCAACGCGAGCUCCUCCAAUUCAUUUUCGGCAACUGCUCGAAGUUUGAUGAGCGAUCUUUGCGCUGCAACUCCGCAAAUAAAAGAUUAUUUUGGUGCGCAUACGAAACAAGGGCCGUCUAAUACCACAGUCUAUGGACUUGCCUCGUGUAUACGUUCCCUUCAAAGGGAUUCCUGCCAAAAGUGCCUCACCAUCGCCCUGGAUAACAUAAAUAUGUGUAUUCCUCGCUCCGAGGGACGGGGUGUAGACGCCGGCUGCUACUUGCGAUACGAUUCCAAACCCUUUUAUCCAAGCAAUGUGACUAUCGACUUGAAACAUUUCUUACCCGGAGGCAAGAAGAAGGUGAGUUCUACAGCGUGGAUAAUAAUUGGUGUUGUGGGAGGAGUAUUCAUACUUGGCCUUAUAACUUGUCUCCUCCUCCUCCGGAAGCGGAUAAUGCGCCCAAGCCAGAAACAAGUGGAUACUGAAGGAGCAACAGAACUUCGUGGGCCGGGAGAUUUUGACUUCAAGAUACUGAAAAAGGCAACCAACAAUUUUGAUCAAGCAAAUAAGCUUGGACAAGGAGGGUUUGGUGAAGUAUUUAAGGUAAAUUAUUAAUUAUUUCCUUCCCUC